Molecule: messenger RNA, 2204 nt
Organism: Poecilia latipinna (sailfin molly)
Lineage: Eukaryota; Metazoa; Chordata; Actinopteri; Cyprinodontiformes; Poeciliidae
Gene: pnpla2
Product: patatin-like phospholipase domain containing 2
Exons: 10
Coding region: 376-1911 (511 amino acids)
Biological process (GO): lipid homeostasis; triglyceride catabolic process; positive regulation of triglyceride catabolic process
Cellular component (GO): lipid droplet; cytoplasm; membrane
Molecular function (GO): triacylglycerol lipase activity
Source: RefSeq, a predicted model, not a curated record
CGUUUGAUAAUGUCAGAAAAAACUGACCGCAAACUGAUUUCAUCAGCAACUCAGCGAUGAAAGCUAUGAUUGGUUAAAAUGUAACUUUGUUCAAUUCUCAUUGAUCAAGGUUCCUUUCCGACUAAAAUGUGAUUGGUCAAGCUGUUCAUCCUGUAUCCUCCCUCUUGAUUAUGCAAACAGAGCAUGUGAAAUAAUAACAAUCGCCCAAAGUUUACUUCGUAUUUAUUCAUUUCCUCCGAUCUAGUUUAUUUAAAAGCUGUUAAGAACUUUCAGUGUUAAGGGAUUUGCGUGUUGCUCUCUAAACUAUAUUCAUUUUUUAACCGUUAGCUGAGGACAUCUGCUGUGCAAUAACAAAACUAACUGCUCUGGACAAGCAUGUUCCCGUUAGACUCGCCCUGGAACAUCUCCUUCGCAGGCUGCGGCUUCCUGGGGAUCUACCACAUCGGUGUGGCCAGCUGUCUGCUGGAGCAGGCUCCUUUCCUGGUGCUGAACGCCAGACACAUCUAUGGAGCCUCUGCGGGGGCCCUCACCGCCACUGCUUUGGUCACUGGAGUGUGUCUUGGAGAUGCUGGGGCAAGCAUAAUUGAAGUCGCCAAAGAGGCAAGGAAGCGGCUCCUCGGACCCAUGCAUCCCACCUUUAACCUGGUGAAGAUUGUCCGUCAGCUCCUGAGGCGGAAUCUCCCCGCCGACAGCCCCCACCGAGCCAACGGGCGACUGGGGAUCUCUCUGACCCGGGUGGCAGAUGGAGAAAACGUCCUGGUGUCUCACUUCAACGAUAAGGAGGAGCUGAUUCAGGCAUGUGUCUGCAGUGCCUACAUCCCCGUGUAUUGUGGCCUCAUUCCUCCCACAUUUCAAGGAGUGCGAUAUGUUGACGGGGGAAUCUCCGACAACCUGCCGCAGUACGAGCUGAAGAACACCAUCACCGUCUCCCCCUUUUCCGGAGAGAGCGACAUCUGCCCUCGAGACACUUCCACCAACAUCCACGAGCUGCGUUUCACCAACACAAGCAUCCAGUUCACCCUCACCAACCUAUACAGAGUCUCUAGGGCGCUUUUCCCACCAAAUCCAAUGGUCAUGAAGGGCAUGUGCAAGCAGGGAUACAAAGAUGCCCUGCACUUUUUAAAGAGAAAUGGAUUGCUUAGUUACACCGGGCCUCAAACAGACAGAGCUUUGCUGGCCAAAAGAGAAGAACGUAAGGCCUGUGAUGAAGGGAGGGAUGAGAAAAACAACAAGGCAGAAGAAAAGCCACAGGUGGAGGCAAAAGUUGAGCUUCAUGCCAGCUCCUCACUAGACGAGCAUACCAUCGAGUAUCUUCCACCUGCCGUGCACAAAGCUCUACUGGAGGCCUGCCUGGAGAGGAGGAGCCUGGUGCAGUCUCUGGGCAACCUGCUCCCUUUCAGGAUGGCAUCGGCCCUGAUGCUCCCCUACACGCUGCCUCUGGAGUCCGCUGUGUCCUUGACUCUCAGGCUUCUGGAGUGGCUUCCAGAUGUGCAGGAGGAUGUGGGCUGGAUCCGAGAGCAGAUACUGAAAAUCCUGCAGCGUCUUCUGAGUCAGGCUUCCAGAAACUUCUCGCAGCACGUGUCUGCCAGGCUGUUCUGCCACCUGGAGCUGCACCAUUACAGGUCCCUCCCAUCCAAGGCCAGCUCCAGCAACCUCUUUCCCGCCUGGAUGAACAGCAGCGGCUCUUCAAUGCAGGACGUGUUCGACCGGUACAAGAACCGGCUGCUGUCUGGGGUUCUCUGCAUCGACAUGGACCUGCAAGGCUCCUUCAAAACCGGUCAGAUCCCACCAGAGACCAGCCGCGUGGCCAGCUUUUUCCAGCAAGACUUUGCAGAACGCAAAGGUUAUUUUAAUAAUCCUCAAGGUGGCAAACCUGCUAAACCUCUGAGCAGAUCUAAGAGCUUUUGGUAGGCUUCAGCUGUGAUCACAAUCCUGAUCCAGGAAGAGUGAAAAGCAAAAGUAGGGCUGAAUUUUCACACUAAGAUACUGUAUGUUAAAGUUGCGAUGUUGAUAUUGCAUUUGAAAUGCAGUCAGCUGCUUUGUGUAGUGUUUGGAAGCAGUGAUGUAGUACUUUGAAAAAUAAUUCAUACCUCCUUUAAGUUUACACCAACACAAAUUGGAUAACUGUGAAAUGGAAGAAAAAUGAAUGGUUUUUGGGCUGCACAGUGGCGCAGUUGAUAGAGCUGUUGCCUUGCAGCAAGAAG